AUGGCGGGAAACUGCUCCUGGGAGGCCCACACCACCAGCAGGGACAAGGUGUGUCCCGGCACGAGUGAGGCCCCGGAGCUGUACAGCCGUGGCUUUCUGAGCAUGGAGCAGAUGGCCACGCUGCCCCCGCCGGCCGUCAUGAACUACGUCUUCCUGCUGCUGUGCCUGGGUGGCCUGGUCGGCAACGGGCUUGUGCUCUGGUUCCUCGGCUUUUCCAUCAAGAGCAGCCCCUUCUCCAUCUACUUCCUGCACCUGGCCGGCGCCGACGCGGGCUACCUCUUCAGCAAGGCCGUGCUCUCCGCCCUGAACACGGGCGGCUUCCUGGGGGCCUUUGCCGACUACGUCCGCGCCGUCUGCAGGGUCCUGGGGCUCUUCACGUUCCUUGCGGGGGUGAGCCUCCUGCCGGCCGUCAGCAUGGAGCGCUGCCUGUCCGUCAUCUUCCCCGCCUGGUACUGGCGCCGGCGGCCCAGGCGCCUAUCGGCCGUGGUGGCCACCCUCCUCUGGAUCCUGUCACUCCUGGUCACCAGCAUCCACAACUACUUCUGCACGUUCCUGAGCCGCGAGGCUGCGGGGACGGCCUGCACGCACAUGGACACCUUCCUGGGCAUCCUGGUCUUCCUGGUCUGCUGCCCACUCAUGGUGCUGCCCUGCCUGGCCCUCAUCCUGCACGUGGAGUGCCGGGCGCGGCGGCACCAGCGCUCCGCCAAGCUCAACCACGUCGUGCUGGCCAUGGUGGCCGUCUUCCUGGUGUCCUCCAUCUACCUGGGCAUCGACUGGUUCCUCUUCUGGGUCUUCCGGAUCCCGGCGCCCUUCCCCGAGUACGUCACCGACCUGUGCAUCUGUGUCAGCAGCUGUGCCAAGCCUGUUGUCUACUUCCUGGCCGGGAGGGACAAGGCCCAGAGGCUCUGGGAGCCCCUGAGGGUGGUCUUCCAGCGGGCCCUGCGAGACGGGGCCGAGCUGGGCGAGGCUGGGGGCGGCACGCCCAACACGGUCAGCAUGGAGAUGCAGGCCCCACCGGGGUACCCCUCCUGA
Orycteropus afer afer is the source of this 1032-nucleotide messenger RNA. It is a transcript of the gene MRGPRF, whose product is annotated as MAS related GPR family member F. The transcript has 2 exons. Gene Ontology annotation, cellular component: membrane. Gene Ontology annotation, molecular function: G protein-coupled receptor activity. NCBI's taxonomy places the organism in Eukaryota, Metazoa, Chordata, Mammalia, Tubulidentata, Orycteropodidae. Bases 1 to 1032 code for a protein of 343 amino acids. Gene Ontology annotation, biological process: G protein-coupled receptor signaling pathway. The record is from RefSeq and is a predicted model, not a curated record.